AAAUUAUCAUUUUCAUCUGAAUAAAACGGUUUUUUUUCCCGCCUGUCCCCACUUUGCCACACGAACCCCAAGAUAAUAACGAAAGCAGCGUCAUGACAACUGUUGAUAUGUGCAGCCCGUAAAAUAAGAGGAACUGAAUGAGAGUGGGGGCGAAAAGAUUUCAUUCAUGAAUCCGAGAUGUUCCGAGUGGGUGGGAGGCAGCAUAGCAGGGUUGGUUUCCUUCAACAGAGCCCUGUUAGCGACGAGUCCUUAACAGAAAAGUCGGUCUGAGCUUCUGUCUGCGGCGUUUUGAAUAUCUGAGCUCAGUCAGUUUCCGGCCUUUGCUCGGUGCGGAUCGCAGUGGCAUUUAAAUCGGUGAUUAUAGUGCGGAACAAGAAAGUGAAACCAUGUCUGAGGCAAAUAUUGAGCUGGACUCGAACACUGCCGUGGCACCCAAGUGCGCCAAUGUGAACAAUAACAAUAGUGCCCGCUCCAGUAGGGUUGGAAGUGCAUCCUCGGGAGCAAACUCGGAUGCGGAUACCCAGCGAUUCGGAUGGUGCGGUUGGAAUCCGGCGUGGCUCCAGCGCUUCUGCACCGCAAAGUGGGCUCUUUUUUGGCUCUGCUGGGGCGGUGCUCUUCAAGGUCUCAUAGUAAACGGUCUGAUCAAUGUGUCCAUCUCCACAAUUGAGCGGCGUUUUGGACUCCGCUCCCGACAGAUGGGUCUGGUGGCCAGCGGCUAUGACCUGGCCUCCUUCGCGUGUCUGGUUCCGGUCACCUAUUACGGCGGACGACGAGGAGCCUCCAAGCCGCGCUUCAUUGCCAUCGGACUGAUCGUGAUGGGCCUGGGAUCGCUGGUCUUUCUGCUGCCCAACUUCCUGGUGGGCAAAUACCGGGCCACCAUUGCCGAGGCGAAUGUGUGUGAGGUAUCGGGAUUGCAGGCCAACUCCAGCCAGGCAAUGAGCGCCUGCGAGCUAAAUGGCUGGGGGGAGGGCGAGAGUCUAACCUGGACGGUCUGGCUCUUCCUGGCCGCCCAACUGCUCCACGGAGCCGGAGCCUCGCCCCUCUUCACCCUGGGCGUCACUUAUAUCGAUGAGAACGUCUCAAAGAAGAUGUCAUCUGUUUACUUGGGCAUUUACUACACAAUGGCCACCGUUGGACCUGCGAUUGGCUACGUUUUCGGAGGACAGUUGCUGCUCAUCUACACGGAUUGGAUGAGCGUGGACCCAGCCCAACUCAGCCUGACCAGCGACAGCAAGGUGUGGAUUGGAGCCUGGUGGCUGGGCUUCAUUUUCGCAGCCGCCAUGUGCCUCCUAAUAGCCCUGCCCAUCUUCGGCUAUCCGAAAUUGCUACCCGGGGCGGAAAAGCUGCAGCUGGAAAGGGUUUCCGAGGCGCAUGCAACCAUAUCGGAGACUGAGGGGUCCAGUGGUGAAGUGGCCCGCGGACUGGCUCAACUUCCCCGCGCGGUACUCAAACUGCUGGGAAAUCCCACGUUUUUUUUCCUGAACCUGGCCGGGGCCACUGAGGGUCUGGUGAUAGCCGGAUUCGCGGCAUUCCUGCCCAAGCAGAUCGAAAACCAGUUCAGCAUUUCGCCCAUGCACUCGGCCCUGGUAAUGGGUCUGAUCACGGUUCCGGCGGGUGGUGGUGGCACCUUCCUCGGCGGCUACUUGGUCAAGAAGUGGAAUCUGGCCUGCAGGGGAAUCAUCAAGAUGUGCCUGAUGGCCACUGUGGUGGCGGCCCUGUUCACCAUCUGCUUCCUGGUGUCCUGCCCAAAUCCAAAGUUCGCUGGCGUCACAACAGGUUACAAUUUGGAGGCCAGAAGCGAUGCACCCGCUUUGGAGGCGAGAUGCAACUCCAACUGCGGCUGCAGCCGCACGAACUAUGAUCCCAUCUGUGGCGUCAAUGGCGUCAUGUACUACAGUCCCUGCUUCGCAGGAUGUGCCCAGGAGGAGCACGUGGACAGCCUGAAGCGCUACCACAACUGCAGCUGCAUCGAAAGCGUCGGCUGGGUGGACGAGGGCAGUACGUCCCACUUCCGCCCGGAAGCCACCAACCUCAAGUGCGACUCCACAUGCCAGACCCUGCCGAUCUUCGUGGCCCUCUGCUUCAUUUUGAUGGUCUUCACCUUCCUCGCCACUAUGCCCGCCCUGUCAGCCACUCUGAGAUGUGUUCAGGAUGAUCAGCGCUCCUUCGCUCUGGGCCUGCAAUGGAUAAAGGUGCGUCUGCUGGGCACCAUACCUGCUCCACUAAUUUUCGGAGCCCUGAUCGAUGAGUCUUGCAUUUUGUGGCAGGAGUCCUGCGAUAAGGAUGGUGGAGGAGCCUGCCUCGUUUACGAUAAUUUCUAUAUCAGCCGUUAUAUGUGGCUAUUGGCGUUGAUCUGCAAACUGGGUUCCGUAGUCUUCUUUACGUGUGCCUGGUGGUUUUACGUACCACCCAUGAAGACAUCGAAUGCAAAUGGAAAGGAAGAGAGUAAUUAAGGAGUUUUUAGCAUUAACCAUCGAACUGAAAUGGAAAAUAAUCGACCCAGCCAGCCAUUUGGCUCAUAUUGUGGCUCAUCAUUAACUGGCUAGCAUUUUUAAUCGAUUAGCUACUGACUUAAGAAGUAUUUUAACUUUACCAAUGGGAAUCGUAUUAAUGGUUCAGCUCAUAAUCCAGCUUAUCACAAUAUUAUUUGCCAUUUGAAGUAACUAUUAAAACUAUUUGUGUAGCUUUUAAAACAGAA
Molecule: messenger RNA, 2698 nt
Organism: Drosophila takahashii
Lineage: Eukaryota; Metazoa; Arthropoda; Insecta; Diptera; Drosophilidae
Gene: Oatp26F
Product: Organic anion transporting polypeptide 26F
Biological process (GO): sodium-independent organic anion transport; transmembrane transport
Cellular component (GO): plasma membrane
Molecular function (GO): protein binding
Source: RefSeq, a predicted model, not a curated record